This is a messenger RNA of Aaosphaeria arxii CBS 175.79, 1725 nucleotides long. RefSeq names its product alpha/beta-hydrolase. The transcript has 3 exons. Lineage: Eukaryota; Fungi; Ascomycota; Dothideomycetes; Pleosporales. The record is from RefSeq and is a predicted model, not a curated record. The coding region runs from base 1 to 1497 and encodes 498 amino acids.
AUGCGGUCCUUUCUGAGCAUCCUGCUCUCUGCCUCUCUGUUUCCGAUCAUCAAAUGUGUCUCUAUUCGAGCAGGUGGUGACCUGGAUGUCCAGAUCGCCAAUGGCGUCGUCCAUGGCACGAGUGACAAGGUGACUCCAUCAGUCAGGCAAUUUCUCAGCAUCCCAUAUGCCCAGCCUCCCCUCGGCAAUCUACGAUUCGCUCCGCCCCUCAAAGCCAAACCUUUCGGAAGCUUGGACGCAAAGGCCUUUGGGCCUGCUUGCCUACAGACAACCAACUCAAGCUACCCAGUAGACGAGUUCAAUAUCAAGGGACGUUUCGCUGAGGACUGCCUCUCGCUCAGCAUCUGGACCCCGUUCGGCAAAUCUAAGCCUGACAAGCUGCCCGUGUUUAUCUUUGUCCACGGCGGUGGCUUCAACAGCGGUGGCCAGAACACUCCCUAUCAGAUUCCCGCGCAAUGGGUUGAGCGAACAAAGGGGCAUGUGGUUGUCACCAUCAACUACCGUCUCACCCUUCUAGGUUUCGCCGUGUCCUCGGCUCUUGACGAAAUCAACGUCGGACUUCUGGAUCAACGGCUGGCCAUCGAAUGGGUCCGCGACAACAUCGCCGAGUUCGGUGGUGACCCUUCCCACAUUGUGCUGUGGGGACAGAGCGCAGGAGCCAUAUCCGUGGCUUACUACCCAUACUCAUACCCAGAUGAUCCCAUCGUCAGCGCCCUGAUUACCGACUCGGGAACAGAGGGGAGUCUCCCCAUCAAGCCCAAACCGAAAGCAGGCGAAGAAGACAAGGACUUCAAGACCGCGGCCAAGUACUUCGGGUGCGCUGAUAGUCUCACCCCAACCGCGCGAUUGGAGUGCGUUCGCAACGUGCCCGAGGACAAAGUUAGUAAGUGGCUGGACGUCACACUGGCCGACUCGAGCCAAUUGACGUACCCUCGACCCACGGUCGACGACAAAAUCAUCUUUGCCGAUUACGCCGAUUUGACGAAAAAGGGUCGCGUUGCGAAGAUUCCCGCCAUCAUCGGUACAAACUCAGGGGAACGACUACCCCUACUCUCCUCUCUUUUCCUCUGCCCCUCCUGGCGAACAGCAAACAACCGCCUAGCUGCCAAAAUCCCCACCUUCCGCUAUGAAUAUCACGGCGACUUCAAAAACAUCUCGCCAUUCGGCGCACAGCACUUGAUGGAGCUCCCCCUCCUCUUCGGCACACACCCAUUGUUCCGUGGCAACUCCACUGAGCUGGAAUGGCGCACCAGCUACGCGAUGCAGGACGCCUGGCUGGCGUUCGCAAAGGACGGCGUUAACGGUCUACGCGGUCAGGGCUGGCGCCUAUACGAUCGAUCUUUGGGUGGUAACGUUCGCUUUUUUGGCAAUGGUGUGCCUGCGAAGGAUGGGGAUACAACUGUGAAUGAACUGCUGUGCGGCCCGGCAGCAGCGCAGAAUGAUGUUGGUGAUGCUCAGCUUGCGAGAGAUUUGCUUGCGGAAGGUUUGGAGGGUUAGUGUGCUGAUCGAGGCAUACGUGACUCGUUUUAUUCAGUAGAGUUCGGUUUGUUUGUGUGCUUGUUAGGUGUUGGUUGAUACAAUAUGUGUGUAUUUACAGGGAGGAGUGGAUGUUGGAUGAUGCUACCUACGUGCUUUCAGGCACUCUCAGGUACAAGAUCUACUUUCUUAGUAGGCACAUGUAUUUGCAAGUACCUAUAUCAUUUCAUGAGUAGUAUGCAAUUAUCG